Messenger RNA from Lindgomyces ingoldianus, 1948 nucleotides. RefSeq lists its product as uncharacterized. The record is from RefSeq and is a predicted model, not a curated record. The coding region runs from base 134 to 1867 and encodes 577 amino acids. NCBI's taxonomy places the organism in Eukaryota, Fungi, Ascomycota, Dothideomycetes, Pleosporales, Lindgomycetaceae. The transcript has 5 exons.
CUGAAAACGGCUGAAGGAAGCUCAGGAACUAUGGAAUUUCUAUUGUUGAAGCCCUUGUAGUCUUCGUUGAACCAUACACGUCUCUCCCCUUUCCCUCGACUGCCUUCCAUGACUACGUCGUUGCGAUACAAUCAUGAGCGGUGUAGAGGUUGUGGGUAUCACCUUAGCGGUGAUGCCCUUAAUUAUCACUGCCAUCGAAGACUAUAACGACAGCCUAGAUCCUGUGAAGGCUUUCUUAAGAUGGGAGCGGGAACUACCUCAGUUCAUCCGCAAGCUUAGGAACCAGCAUGUCCACUUCGCGCAGACCAUGCGACUCCUCCUCGAACCCAUUACAACAGAGUUCGAGCUCGCCGAGAUGCUAUCGGAUCCUAGUGGGCAAAUGUGGAAGGACGAAAAUAUGUCAAGAAAACUAAAGGACAAGCUCCAGGAGUCAUUCCAGGCGUAUCAGAGUACAAUCGCAGAUAUCGAACGCAUCAUGAAGAAAAUUGCCAGCAAAUUAGACCUCAAUCGUGCAGCCAAUAUUACCCGUAAUGACCUCGAAGCAAUGCUUGUUGCCAACCCACAACAAGGUAGCAAAUAUGAGUUUAAGAAACGCGUACGUUUCGGGAUGAGCAAGAAGACCAUCAAGGGUCUAUUAGAAGAGCUGGAUGAGUGUAAUAAAGAGUUAGAGCGAUACACGGACCGGAGCGAGAAGCUCGAGACCCUUCGUAAGGUAAUAAAACCUUCUUUCGCGAACCGGAUACAGCGUAUUCAAGAUUAUGCGAAGAAUCUUCACUCUGUUCUCCUAUCGUCCUGGGCAUGCUCUUGCCGAUCUUACCACAAUACAAGCCUCCAACUAGAGCAACGUGCCAACCUGUACGCGUCAGGGAUGAAGAAGGCAAAGCUCUCUCAGAACAGCCGUACGUCCUUUACUGUAUCAUUUUCAAGCUUUGGAACUACAGAACACACCUGGACCUGGCAAGAAGCAGAGAUUCGCAUUGAGGAUGAUGACGGUUAUGUUCUGCCAACUGCGCCGAUGGCAAAGCCGAAGAUGGCAAAAACUGUCAGUUUUGGCGACAAGGAGCCCCCACCUCCGUAUUCGACAGGGGAUCCUGCCAUUAUUGCUCAAACACUCCAGGAAGUGAAAGACUUGUGCGCUGCAAUACAGCAGUUACACAAGAGCUGUCCCUGUAUCGGCUUCUCUUUCGACAGCGAAAGAAAACUUCGGGGCGUCUAUCCAAUAGAUGCCCCUGUGAAAAAGCGAACCACCUCUGGCGAUAUGAUCACGUUGGACGAACUCCUCAACCAUCCUCCUCUGGUAAAUGGAAGGCCGGCGAAACUUAGCAGGAAGGAGCGAUAUAGCCUUGCUGUAACGCUUGCUUCAUCCACCCUUCAACUCAACUCCACCCCGUGGUUCCCUGAUCAGUGGAGCAAGAAAGAUAUUGUGUUCCCUCGGACUGUAUCUCACAUCGUAGAUACCGAGCAUCCAUACGUAGUGCCCCGGCUCCCAGGCCUCUCGAAAGACUCGAUGCCAACGCCGAAACGACGUGGCUUCCAGAACAAGAAUACCGUUUUGCUUGCUCUCGCCAUUGCUUUACUCGAACUGUACUUUGGGAUAUCUGCUGAAAAGCGCCAAGAAGCAGAACUCGGCGCCAUUGAAGGUGCCUCUAAUCCCUGGACACUCUGCGCAAUGGCUUACGAAUGGACUGAGAGCGAACAAGAGAAUCUUUCAGCUGCAUUCCUGAGCGCGGUAACGCAUUGCCUACGUUGCUUCAGCGACCCUGGAGCAAGCCUGCAAGACCCAGACUUCCUCCAGGCGGCCGUAGAAGGUAUCGUUCUGCCACUUCAAGACGAAUUAUGGCAAUUCUUAGGAAAGACUGCUCCUUAAUGGAUGCUGCGGGCUGCCACCGGUUCUUCUACCGAGCAGUGUGUGCAACGAUCUUCGGGCUAGAGUUGUAUGGAGCGUCAG